UUGAAAGAGCCUUGAUUGAGUUCGCCAUAUUGAAUUUGCAGGUAGCGCCAAAAUUGAAAUUUUCAUUUCAAGUUCAACCCUGAAAAUACAUUAUUUGCUGACUGUUCAUAGAGCCUAACUGCAUUAAAAAACGGAAAAGAAUGUCGUCAGUAGACAACUCAAAUGGCAGCAAUGGAGAUUCCAUCAAGGUUUAUCUGCGAGUCCGUCCGCCUGACCAAGACAAUGCCAUAGACUCAGGCCAGAUACUGACCGUUCAGCAACCGGACGUGGUAAUCUUGCCAUGUAAACCGGAGCCUAAGGUCUACACCUUCGACCAUGUGGCUGAUAUACACACUACACAGGAAGCAGUAUUUGCUGCCGUUGGCAGGAGGACAAUUGAAAGCUGUGUGGCCGGCUACAAUUCCACCAUUUUCGCCUAUGGACAGACAGGAUCAGGCAAGACGUUCACAAUGAUGGGACCUGAUGAGGCUGAUAAUUUCCACCAUGAACUGAGAGGUGUCAUCCCUAGAAGCUUUGAGUACCUGUUCAGUCUCGUCAACCGAGAGCGUGAAAAGCAAGGGGAGAGAUUUGAGUUCCUGUGUCGGGUGUCGUUCUUGGAGAUCUACAACGAGCAAGUCUUUGAUCUGUUGGACUCUGCCUCCUCCGGCCUUCAGCUGAGGGAGAACUUCAAGCGAGGUGUCUUUGUGGAUGGACUCAUCGAACAGGUGGUCAGCAAUCCCAGUGAUGCAUUCCAGGUCUUGUCAACGGGCUGGUUGAACCGAAGGGUGGCUUCUACGUCCAUGAAUAGGGAAAGUAGCCGCAGUCACGCCGUCUUCACAUUCACAAUACAAACAAAGGAGAAGAAAGCUGGGGUAUCCAACAUCCGAGUCUCCCAGCUGAAUCUGGUGGAUUUGGCCGGUAGCGAGCGUCAGAAGGACACCAAGACGUCGGGCAUACGACUCAAGGAGGCCGGCAGCAUCAACAAAUCCCUGCUGACUCUGGGUCAUGUCAUCACCGCGCUGGUGGACAUUGGCCACGGGAAGACACGACAUGUGCCGUACAGAGACUCCAAACUCAGCUUCCUGCUCAGGGACUCCUUGGGCGGAAACGCGAAGACGUAUAUAAUUGCCAACGUGCAUCCUGGAGCAAAAUGUUUUGGCGAAACACUCUCAACGUUAAACUUCGCACGGAGAGCCAAGAUGAUCAAGAACAAGGCUGUGGUGAAUGAAGACACGCAAGGCAACACACUCCACCUGCAGAUGGAAAUCAAACGGUUGCGCGAGCAACUCCUGCAAUACAGGCAUAUCCCGCAGGAUCCAAAUACCUCAGGCAUGCACACACCCACAAGUCUAACCACCCCUAGCAACGCCGUAUCAGCUAUCCAUGGAAACGGCGAGAAGAAAUGGAGGAGUUAUUUCCUGGAUGCAAUGUACCUCAGGGAGAAGACUGACAUCGAAAAAAAGAAUCUUCUUGAGAAGAUCUCCAGGCUGGGAGACCUGUCCAACAAGAAGGAGCAAUACCUGCAAUCCACCAAGAUGAUCGUCAGGUUCCGUGAGAACACCAUCGCAAGGUUACAGAAAAGCCAGGCCAAUGAGGAAGCUACUGAGGAUCAGAUGGUGAAUGACUUGAAGAAUGAGAUAGGAGCAUUGAAGCAGCAGUUGUCCCACAAUCCCACCGUCACGCAGUACGCUAUGGAGAAUCGCAAUCUGCGAAAUGAAAACAAGAAACUGAUGGCGUUGCAAACGGUGCGCUCAGCCAUCGAGCACGACCACGAUCGCUCCCAACACCUGGAGAAGGUCUUCAGAGAACUCAUGGCCAGUAUAGAGGGAGGUGACAGACGAACCAGUGUGUGCCCUUCUCCCUCCCGGACACCGUCUCAGCACGGAGACCAACACAUGGCCGUCUCCUCCACCAUAGACAAAUACAAGACACAGUGUAAACAGAUGCAGGCUGAGAGGGACACAGCGAGACAGGAGCUGCUGGAGCAGACAGAGGUGAUGAGACAGACCCAGCUGAAGCUGGAAGCCGAGGUAGCGUCUUACAAGAAGACCGUCAACGAGCUUGAAAAUGCCCUGGAGGCCUUCAAGGUCAAGACCAAGAUUGAGAGGGACACCAUGAACAAUCUACACAUGAGGACUAUCAUGACUAUUACCACCCCAAAGAAGGUGGCACACAACCUGCGCAACCGAGUGGUCAUCGUGCCCAGCGCUGGCGACGGCACUCCAAUCAAUCCGCGUCGACAUUCGUCACUCCCCGAGGAUUUGUCCCCUCUCAGAGAUCAAGAGGGUAUCGUUGAUGAGGAGAUACCGGAACACAUGAUUGAACAGUGCAAUGAAGCGCUGACGGAGGAAGUUAGGAAACUCCAGGAAGAGAACUCCAGACUGCUGCAGAGUCUGCAAGACGGAGACACCUGCCAUCUGAAACUGAAGCAGACACAGGCCCUCCUGGAACGAGAACUGGAGCAGAUAAAGCAGCUUUUGGAAUCAGAACAGCAACAAAAGAUGGGGUUAAAAUCUGAAGCGUCCAAGCUCUCUGCACGACUUGAAGACAUGCAGAAAGACUAUUGCAUUGCCAAGAGUGAGGCCGAGGAUAUGAGAAUCAUGCUGCAGUCUGCAGACAAAGUGAUGGAGGAAGAGAAGAACAAACUACGUGAGGCAGCCACACAGAGAGAAAGAGAUGUCGCUGCCCUGGAAUCUAAGGUCCUGCGUAUCGAGUUGGAGCUGUCCACGGCUGAGCGAGAGAUGGAGAAACUUACCGAAGAGAAACGGGAGCUGCAGGACGUCGGCAACACGCUGCAGGAAGAGGUGAACUUCAAGGAGCAACGGCAGGAGGAAUUGGAGUCGGUCAUCAGGGAGGGGAGGGACCAUAGACAGACAAUGGCAGAGGAGAUACAGUCCUUGAUGGAGAAACUGGACGGGGAGUUUGAGAAGAAUGUGAAAUUGUCAGCCGAGCUGCGUGAGGGCUCCGACAGUAAACAACAGCUGGUGGAGAGCCUAGAGGUCAUGGAACGGCUACAAACCGACAACAGUCAGUUGCAGAACCUGUGCAGUGAAAAGGAUACUCAUUUGACGAGAGCAAAAGAUGAUUUGGAUGCAGCAGGUGCAACUAUAGUGCUGCUGCAGAAGAGGGCAGCUGAGGAUAAGGAUGCACUAGCGAAUAUGGUCACUACCGUGCAAGACCUACGCCAGACCAUCCUUCUGAAGGAAAACUCCCUCAAUAUGACUGCCCAUGAGCUGGAAGACAGCAGAUACCAAUGUGAGACCCUGCAGGCCGCCCAGGAUGAAUACAAGAACGAGGUGCAGGGUCUGCAGCGGGAGCUAGAGGAGAUGACAGAAGAGAUGAGCAGCCUGAGCUGCACUCACAACAUGCAGAUGGAGAUGCUUCAAAGCGACUUGGAUGAGGUCAGAGGUCAAUAUGAGAGCCUGAUGGGAGAGAUGACAGAGCAAGAGAAGCACCUACAGACCGUACAUGCAGAGUGUGAGGCCAGUGCCAGCCAGGUAGACUCCCUCAAGAAACAGGUCAGUCAGUGCUCAGUCUUUCAGAAUAAAGCUUAUAUGUAGCGGUGUUGUAGUCAU
Patiria miniata (bat star) is the source of this 3554-nucleotide messenger RNA. RefSeq names its product kinesin-like protein KIF15 (gene kif15). Lineage: Eukaryota; Metazoa; Echinodermata; Asteroidea; Valvatida; Asterinidae. Bases 141 to 3539 code for a protein of 1132 amino acids. Gene Ontology annotation, biological process: microtubule-based movement. The record is from RefSeq and is a predicted model, not a curated record. Gene Ontology annotation, molecular function: microtubule binding; ATP binding; microtubule motor activity. The transcript is spliced from 26 exons.